Eremomyces bilateralis CBS 781.70 is the source of this 393-nucleotide messenger RNA. RefSeq lists its product as uncharacterized. Lineage: Eukaryota; Fungi; Ascomycota; Dothideomycetes; Eremomycetales; Eremomycetaceae. The coding region runs from base 1 to 393 and encodes 130 amino acids. The transcript has 2 exons. The record is from RefSeq and is a predicted model, not a curated record.
AUGGUUGAAGCCGCCGUCGGGGAUCCCCACGCCAAUUCCCACGAAUCCGCAAGCCAAAAGCGGAAACGAGAGCCAUCUGACACACCUCACCCCUCCCCUUCACAUCCCACUUCUGCGUUCCUACCAACCCCAUCCAAUGAGGCCGAAAUUCCAGCACCCGCUCCCCAGAAUAGCCAUCAGUCCGCGGCUAUGAGCUUGAACCUUAGCCAAGGCGACCUCCAGGCUCUCCGCAGCGGCGUCCGGAACCCGGAUGGCGAUAUGGUGUAUUUCUUGCCUAGUUUCAUCGAAGAUCCAUGGGCGCGUCUUAAAAAAGGAGUAGCAAACUCGGGUGAGGGGCAGUGGGCGGGGAUGAGGCCAGAUGACGGGUGGAAGAUAAGGGAUGAGGGGAGGUGA